Molecule: messenger RNA, 3119 nt
Organism: Pongo pygmaeus (Bornean orangutan)
Lineage: Eukaryota; Metazoa; Chordata; Mammalia; Primates; Hominidae
Gene: GABRR1
Product: gamma-aminobutyric acid type A receptor subunit rho1
Exons: 10
Coding region: 412-1854 (480 amino acids)
Biological process (GO): monoatomic ion transmembrane transport
Cellular component (GO): membrane
Molecular function (GO): GABA-A receptor activity; extracellular ligand-gated monoatomic ion channel activity
Source: RefSeq, a predicted model, not a curated record
UUAACGUGAACAUAGAAAGCAGUUCCGCACCUCUGGCCUUACUCCUUUUGGAAAUUGCUUCGGUCCAUUUUUACUUCCUUUUAUUCGACGCACCAGAAAAUAAGACUUUUACCAACAUUUUUACCGCAUUUGACGAUGAACUAAUUUAGACUGGCUAAAAUAAUUGUUCCACUGGGACACAGGAAUUCAACCUCAGUUCAGAAAAUCCCUGACAUCUGACGUAGGAGGAUUUAUAGGUUUAGUGGAAAUUGCUUUCUCCUGCUCUCCAGAUUGCAUCCUGUGGGUUGAUUUUUUUUUGCAUGAGUAAACAUCCUUCUAAUAAUGAACAGACCAAUAAUGUCUUAAGAGAGAAAAAGAACAACCUUUUCCUUUUUGCUGUUUCUGGAGAGAGCUGUUUGAAUUUGGAAACCCAUGUGGGCUGUCCCAAAUAUGAGAUUUGGCAUCUUUCUUUUGUGGUGGGGAUGGGUUUUGGCCACUGAAAGCAGAGUGCACUGGCCCGGAAGAGAAGUCCACGAGACGUCUAAGAAAGGCAGUAGGCCUCAAAGACAAAGACGAGAAGUACAUGAAGAUGCCCACAAGCAAGUCAGCCCAAUUCUGAGACGAAGCCCUGACAUCACCAAAUCGCCUCUGACAAAGUCAGAACAGCUUCUGAGGAUAGAUGACCAUGAUUUCAGCAUGAGGCCUGGCUUUGGAGGCCCUGCCAUUCCUGUUGGUGUGGAUGUGCAGGUGGAGAGUUUGGAUAGCAUCUCAGAGGUUGACAUGGACUUUACGAUGACCCUCUACCUGAGGCACUACUGGAAGGACGAGAGGCUGUCUUUCCCAAGCACCAACAACCUCAGCAUGACAUUUGAUGGCCGGCUGGUCAAGAAGAUCUGGGUCCCUGACAUGUUUUUCGUGCACUCCAAACGCUCCUUCAUCCACGACACCACCACAGACAACGUCAUGUUGCGGGUCCAGCCUGAUGGGAAAGUGCUCUACAGUCUCAGGGUUACAGUAACUGCAAUGUGCAAUAUGGACUUCAGCCGAUUUCCCUUGGACACGCAAACGUGCUCUCUUGAAAUUGAAAGCUAUGCCUAUACAGAAGAUGACCUCAUGCUGUACUGGAAAAAGGGCAACGACUCCUUAAAGACAGAUGAACGGAUCUCACUCUCUCAGUUCCUCAUUCAAGAAUUCCACACCACCACCAAACUGGCUUUCUACAGCAGCACAGGCUGGUACAACCGUCUGUACAUUAAUUUCACAUUGCGUCGCCACAUCUUCUUCUUCUUGCUCCAAACUUAUUUCCCUGCUACCCUGAUGGUCAUGCUGUCCUGGGUGUCCUUCUGGAUCGACCGCAGAGCCGUGCCUGCCAGAGUCCCCUUAGGUAUCACAACGGUGCUAACCAUGUCCACCAUCAUCACGGGCGUGAACGCUUCCAUGCCACGCGUCUCCUACAUCAAGGCCGUGGACAUCUACCUCUGGGUCAGCUUUGUGUUCGUGUUCCUCUCGGUGCUGGAGUACGCGGCCGUCAACUACCUGACCACUGUGCAGGAGAGGAAGGAACAGAAGCUGCGGGAGAAGCUUCCCUGCACCAGCGGAUUACCUCCGCCCCGCACUGUGAUGCUGGACGGCAACUACAGUGAUGGGGAGGUGAACGACCUGGACAACUACAUGCCAGAGAAUGGAGAGAAGCCCGACAGGAUGAUGGUGCAGCUGACCCUGGCCUCAGAGAGGAGCUCCCCACAGAGGAAAAGUCAGAGAAGCAGCUACGUGAGCAUGAGAAUCGACACCCACGCCAUUGAUAAAUACUCCAGGAUCAUCUUUCCAGCGGCAUACAUUUUAUUCAAUUUAAUAUACUGGUCUAUUUUCUCCUAGAUGCUUGUAAUUCUAUAAAUUUCACAUUUCCAUGGCAUGCACUACAGAAAUAACUGUAUAAUGAAAAAGUAUUUAAGGAUAUGGUUAAAAAAAAAUCCCAGGACCCACCCAUGUUUUCACUAUCCCUUCUGCAGCUUUCCAAAGCUACAUUGACAAGACACUUACUGGUUUAAUUUGCACUUAUUAACCAUCUGUUGAAUACACAGUAUUAUAUUAGGUGCUGCAGGAAUACGACACUGUAGCGACUGAUGUUAGUUGUUACCCAGAUCCCCUGGAAAAGCACACUACCAGUGUUGUGGGCACAUUUAGUUCCACCCAUUAGACCCUUGAUGCUAUUCACAUGAAUAAUUUAUUUUCCUCGAGUGUCAUUACAUUCUUCAGGCUAGGUGGACUUGGAAGCACCUAAAGGCCAUUUGCAUGAAAUUCACAUGCACCUAAAUCCUCACUUUGACAGAAACUCAUGCUUCAGUUUAUAACCUAUUACCUAUUUUGUAUGCAACUCCACCUCCGCAUGUUUAUUUUAAUAAAAGGCAAUGAUAAUAUUCACAUUAUUUUUCUUUAUAUGCUGUGGUUCACAGGUUUUACCCCUUCACAAGAAAAGCUCUUUAGAUUGGCGCAAUUGCUUCUGAUUUUGGUGAAAUUUUCCCUGGUAGGGAAACUUUGAAGAUAAGAGUACACACAUGCAUUUUGUCUGUUGUGUCAUAGAGGUAACUAGGCUAGAAAAUUUGUGUUUAAAUGUUCCCUAUUUUAUAUAAUCACCACUUCAUGUAUGUUCUUCUUGGAGCAUGUCCUUGUUCAAAGAGAAGUCCUUUCUCAGUGAAGUGAUAUCUUCACUGAGGAACUUGGAUAGAGAAUGAUUGCUUCUGCAUAAACAUUUCAAGGAAAUACAUAAUUUGGGACUACUUGUAACUCAUUAGAAUGAGAAAUACUCACAUGGUUUCUUAAGAGAAAAAGAACAUCAGAAAGCAAAAUAAAUGGGAAGACAUCACUGGACAUCUGCAUUUAUACUUGAAAUACCAGCAUUUUCUAUGGACCAGAAAACUGCCAUCACCUAGACCACACAGCCCAGAUACCAGGCAGAAGGAUGGCCCAAUGGCAACUGAUGUCAGGGCAUGGGGUAAAGGAGAGAGUUCUAAUUUGAUGUAUCAUUUAAAAACAGUUAUUUAUAUUAUAUAUCUACUAUAUAGAUCAACCCCCACCAAACUUACCCAAACAGCAUUUGUUUUAUUUGAAACUCACUUUAAUAAAGUGAAUUAUAUACACAA